GGUAAAAAAGAAAACAUUAUUAUACCUAGUAUAAUAAUGAAACAAAUUCGAGAACAAAAUGGUGAAAUUAUUAUUGAUAGAUCUUCUAUUUCUAUCUUUCCUUGUUUUUUUCUAGAGACAAAAACGAAUAAAUCAAUAUCAAUUGUAUAUAAUGCUGUUUACUCUAUAGUAGAAAAUGAUACAGAUAUUGAAAUGACAACAUCUUCUCAAUCUUCAAUUAAAUCAACAAGUAAUGAUGAUGAAUAUAAAACAGAAAAAACUACUAUCAAUGAUCGAAGUCAAUCAACUAAUUCAACAUCAUCAAAUCCAUGUGUUCUUUGUCUGACAGAAGAAAAACAAUUAGCUUGUAUACCAUGUGGUCAUUCGUUGCGUUUAUGUCCAAUAUGUCGACGAGAAAUCAAUGCAUUUGCUAGAAUUUCUAUUUAA
Rotaria sp. Silwood2 is the source of this 426-nucleotide messenger RNA. Lineage: Eukaryota; Metazoa; Rotifera; Eurotatoria; Philodinida; Philodinidae. The record is from the annotation of a GenBank genome assembly.